AUGUCCACCUUCCAACCACUCCGCGCUGUAAUCCUCACCUUCGACCAAAUCGAUCUCAUCGACUUCACAAGCCCCUACGAAACAAUCUAUCAAGCCCGCGACCCCGCCACAAGCAACAGACUCUUCCGCAUCGAAGUCGCCGGUCCCGGCACUUCCGUGACCGACAAUGCAGCGACAAUGAGCACACCGUCGGGUCUUACGUUCAAACAACACAUUAGCUACGACCAAGUCCUCGAAGAAUUGUCCGAGGUUGAUUUAUUGGUUGUGCCCGGUGCGAAUUGGGCUACGACGGAGAGACUGAGUCAAUGGCAUGAGUUUCCGGUUAGGAAGAUCAUAAAGGAGUUUGCGGCGUUGCCGAGCAGGCCUGCAACGGAAGAGAGACCGCCGAGGGUGCUGUUGUCGAUUUGUAGUGCCUCGUUCUUCCUGGCUGUUGCGGGUGUGCUCGCUAAUCGGCGCGUGACGACGCACCACUUCAUCAUCAAAGAAUUAGAAGCAUUAUGCGCGAAACUGUAUGGUGCUGGCGCGACGGAGGUCGUUCGGAAAAGGUUUGUGGAUGUUGGAACCCUAGACAAUGGGGUCAGGGUUAUUGCGUCGGGGGGAUUGACGAGUGCGUUUGAUGCGUCGCUGUAUGCCAUUGAGUUGAUUACGAAUAUGAAAGAGGCGGAGAGGGUUAGCGAGGUUUUGGAUUAUCAGUGGGUGAAGGCUGAGGGGUUGAUAUGA
Molecule: messenger RNA, 720 nt
Organism: Talaromyces amestolkiae
Lineage: Eukaryota; Fungi; Ascomycota; Eurotiomycetes; Eurotiales; Trichocomaceae
Exons: 1
Coding region: 1-720 (239 amino acids)
Source: RefSeq, a predicted model, not a curated record